AAAAGAUAGAAACAAUAAUAGAAAAUCACGACACACGGUCCAAGCAGCAGAGCCUUUAACCUCUAGAGUUUGUGAAGAUCCUAGAAGCAGGAUCUAAAAGCAGUCCUGGUGUAAAACUUUACUAGGGUGGUCAAAACGGAAGGUGGAUUGAGAAGGGAUAAGUUUUAUAUAAUACUUUGUUUACCUUGCUGCCGGUGUGGGUUGAAACGAAAAACAGUUUAAAAAAACCACCGAAAUGCCCAAAUCAACUACUAUCGGCAGUUUUUACAUAAAAACAGCAACUGCAGACAUGAAGGAAUGGCCACGGGAUGCGGUGCUCUACCAACCGUACGAAGAGGAACAGAUUCUGCUCGCAGAGAACGCUAGCUGCCUGGCGGUGCGAACGUACCUGAAGAUGCUCGAUCUUCCCGUGGUGGUCGAACAACGGGCGAAUGCGGAAUUCAUCUCGCCCGGUGGCAAACGAACGAAGCUUCCGGUGCUACGGGUAGAAAACUUCCUCUACGCCGAGUUCGACCACAUCGUCACGUUCAUCGAUGACCAUUUCAACAAGUCGCUCAAGUCACACUUGUCGCAGGACCAGAAAGACCAACUUCGGUCUUCGCUCUGCUUGGCGGAGAACAUUUUCACCGUUGCCGAGCAGUACAUCAGUUGGGUAGACGAGGAAGUGCGCGAUACGAUCACGAAGAAGCGAAACGGAUGCGUGUAUCCAUUCCCGCUGAAUCAUGUGCAGAACUUUCGCAAAGAGGCUUCGGUCAAGCGCCAGCUUCGCUUGGCGGACCGGCUGAACGUGAGCCUGGAUAAGGUGAUCGCCGAUGUGGACACACUGUGUCAGAAUCUUAGCACCGAGUUAGGCCAGCAGCAGUAUUUCUUUGGCGAACAGCCGACAGAAUUGGAUGCACUCGUCUUUGGCCAUCUGUUCAGUAUCUUCACGAUGAAGCUGCCGAACAAUGUGCUCGCGCUGACGAUCAACAAGUACAGCAAUUUGAAUCAGUUCUGUCGCAACAUCGAUCAUACAUACUUUUCACCGAGAGAGCAAGUUCGACGACUAAACUAGACGUUGAAAAUUGUCCACUGAUUAUUCUUAUUACAUGUUAACCCCAUUGUAUGUGAAGCAUUUGUAGGAGAAAUAAAUCCAGAAAUUUCAUUUGCAGUGUUAAACAAAAGCAUGUAUCUAAUAUUGUAUGUUGUUUUACACUAAAAGUACAGGCACGAAUGGCUAGAGAGUUAUGAGACGAUUUAAAAAUAAG
Messenger RNA from Anopheles coustani, 1247 nucleotides. RefSeq names its product metaxin-2. The coding region runs from base 236 to 1054 and encodes 272 amino acids. Lineage: Eukaryota; Metazoa; Arthropoda; Insecta; Diptera; Culicidae. The transcript is spliced from 2 exons. The record is from RefSeq and is a predicted model, not a curated record. Gene Ontology annotation, biological process: mitochondrion organization. Gene Ontology annotation, cellular component: SAM complex.